Messenger RNA from Medicago truncatula (barrel medic), 1321 nucleotides. RefSeq names its product senescence-specific cysteine protease SAG39. The transcript is spliced from 2 exons. Bases 89 to 1117 code for a protein of 342 amino acids. Gene Ontology annotation, biological process: proteolysis. Lineage: Eukaryota; Viridiplantae; Streptophyta; Magnoliopsida; Fabales; Fabaceae. The record is from RefSeq and is a predicted model, not a curated record. Gene Ontology annotation, molecular function: cysteine-type peptidase activity.
UUUGAGUGUGUGUGACACAAUACACAUUUAACACUUGAACAAAUCAAAGCUACUAAAAAAGAAAAGAAAAAAAAAAAAAAAUCAGAAAAUGACUUCCCCAAACAAUUUUAUUAUACCUAUGUUUCUCAUUUUCACAACAUGGAUGCUCCCUUAUGUAAUGUCUAGCAGGGUUCUUGAACCCUACUUAUCAAAUAAACAUGAGAAAUGGAUGACACAAUUUGGAAAAUCUUACAAAGAUGCUGCAGAGAAGGAAAAACGUUUUCAAAUAUUCAAGAAUAAUGUGGAGUUCAUUGAAUUGUUCAAUGCUGUUGGAAACAAACCUUUCAACCUUAGUAUUAACCAUUUUGCUGACCUAACUAAUGAAGAAUUUAAGGCUUCACUUAAUGGGAACAAGAAGUUGCAUGAUAAAUUUGACAUUUUAAAUGAAACAACGUCGUUCAGGUAUCACAAUGUAACUUCUGUUCCAGCUUCCAUGGAUUGGAGGAAAAGAGGUGCCGUUACUCCUAUCAAAAACCAAGGAUCAUGUGGUAGUUGUUGGGCAUUUUCAACUGUGGCUUCCAUAGAGGGUAUCCACCAAAUAACAACAGGUGAACUAGUGUCACUAUCAGAACAAGAACUGAUAGAUUGUGUGAGAGGUAAUAGCAGUGGAUGCAGUGGUGGUUACUUAGAAGAUGCAUUCAAAUUUAUUGCAAAGAAAGGAGGAAUGGCAAGUGAAACAAACUACCCUUACAAAGAAACCGACGAGAAAUGUAAAUUUAAGAAGGAAUCAAAGCAUGUAGCUGAGAUUAAAGGGUAUGAGAAAGUUCCUUCUAAUAGUGAAAAUGAUCUUCUAAAAGCUGUGGCAAAUCAACCUGUAUCAGUUUAUGUUGAUGCAGGAGAUUAUGUAUUUCAGUUUUACUCAGGUGGAAUUUUUACAGGAAAAUGUGGAACUGAUACAGAUCAUGUUGUUACUAUUGUUGGUUAUGGUGUAUCACUUGAUUAUACUGAGUAUUGGUUAGUAAAAAAUUCAUGGGGUACUGGGUGGGGUGAGAAAGGGUACAUGAAAUUGAAGCGAAACGUUGAUUCUAAAAAAGGUUUAUGUGGAAUUGCCACCAAUCCUUCUUAUCCAGUUGCUUAAUGCUAUUUAUCUGCUACCACAUAUAUCCAACUAAAAAAUAUAUGCUACUACUAUUUUGGAGUGUGCACGUGUGUAUGUAGGUUGUGGUCCUAAAGUGGGUGCAUAAGAACUUAUAUAUAGUUUUGGGUGUUUGUGAAGAAGAAUCGAUAGGUUUGUAAACUUCAUGUUCUCAACCAUAUAAUGAAAUAACUAUUGUCUUUGGGU